Molecule: messenger RNA, 1821 nt
Organism: Carlito syrichta (Philippine tarsier)
Lineage: Eukaryota; Metazoa; Chordata; Mammalia; Primates; Tarsiidae
Gene: PADI6
Product: peptidyl arginine deiminase 6
Exons: 15
Cellular component (GO): cytoplasm
Molecular function (GO): calcium ion binding; protein-arginine deiminase activity
Source: RefSeq, a predicted model, not a curated record
AUGUCCUUCCAGGGUGUCGUCCGCCUGUCCCUGGACAGCCCCGCCCAUGCCAUCUGUGUGCUGGGGACAGAAGUCUGCCUGGAUCUGAGUGGGGGUGCCCCGAAGAUGUGUGACUGCUUCACUAUCCGUGGCUCCCAGAGGGUCGUGAUCCAUGUCGCCAACACAGUGAUUUCCGAGAAGGAAGAUGCCACCGUCUGGUGGUCCCUGUCUAAUCCCACGCACGCCACAGUGAAGAUGACAUCGCCCAGCCCUUCUGUGGAUGGAGACGAGGUCUCGGUCACCUACUAUCAGCCCAACCAGGAAGUCGCCGUGGGCACGGCUGUGCUCUACCUCACUGGCAUCGAGGUCUCCCUGGACGUGGACAUCCACCGCAGCGGCCAAGUCAGGAGGCCCAGUGACAAACAGGCCAAGAAAAAAUGGGUGUGGGGUCCCCAUGGUUGGGGUGCCAUCCUGCUGGUGAAUUGCAGCCCUAUGGAUGCAGGCCAGCAUGAGGACAAGAAGACCAAGAAAGUGUUCUUCUCAGAGGAAAUGAAGAAUCUGUCCCAGAUGACACUGAGUGUCCAAGGCCCCAGCUGCGUCUUAAAGAAAUACCGACUGGUCCUCCACACCUCUGAGGAGGAGUCGGAAAAGGCGAGAGUCUACCGGCCCCAGAAAGACAGCUCUAGCGUGUUUGAGCUGGCACUGGGGCCCGGCCAGCACUCCUACACCCUGGCCCUCCUCGGGGACCACCUGAAGGAGACCCUGUAUGUGGAAGCUAUCGAGUUCCCAUCUGCCAGCUUCUCAGGCCUGAUCUCCUACUCUGCCUCCCUGGUGGAAGAUUCUCAAGACCUGUCAGUCCCAGAGACCCCAGUGUACCAAGACACGGUGGUGUUCCGAGUGGCCCCGUGCAUCUUCGUUCCUAGCACCCAGAUGCCUCUGGAGGUGUACCUGUGCAGAGAGCUGCAGCUGCACGGCUUUGUGAACAUGGUGACGGAGCUGAGUGAGAAGAGCAACAGUCAGGUGGCGUCUGUCUACGAAGACCCCAACCGCCUGGGCAGGUGGCUCCAGGACGAGAUGGCCUUCUGCUACACCCAGGCUCCUCACAAGACGGUGUCCUUGGUCCUUGACACCCCUCGGGCCGUCUCACUGGAAGAGUUCCCCAUGAAGUACUCCCUGAGCCCUGGUGUCGGCUACGUGAUCCAGGGUACCAAGGACCACAGAGUGGCCAGCAUGGAUUCCAUCGGGAACCUGAUGGUGUCUCCGCCCGUCAAGGCCCAAGAGAAGGAAUAUCCCCUAGGCAGGGUCCUCAUUGGCAGCAGCUUUUACCCCAGCGCAGAGGGCCGGGCCAUGAGCAAGACCCUCCAGGACUUCCUCCGUGCCCAGCAGGUCCAGGCCCCAGUGGAGCUGUACUCAGACUGGCUGAUGACCGGCCAUGUGGACGAGUUCAUGUGCUUUAUCCCUGUGGAUAACACAAGCGAGGGCAAGGGCUUCCGGCUGCUCCUGGCCAGCCCCAGCUCCUGCUAUCAACUGUUCCAAGAGAAACAGAAGGAAGGCCACGGCAACGCACUCCUGUUUGACGAGGUUAGGACAGACCAGCUUCUUUCUAAUGGAAGGGAAGCCAAAACCAUCAACCAGCUUCUCGCUGAUGAAAGCCUGAGGAAGCAGAAUGCGUAUGUGGAGAAGUGCCUCCGCCUGAACAGGGACACCCUGAAGGUGGAGCUGGGCCUGGCGGAGGAAGACAUCGUCGACAUCCCCCAGCUCUUCUGCCUGGAGCAACUCACCAACGUGCCCUCUGACCAGCGGGCCCAGAGGCCCUUCGCGAGGCCGUACUUUCCUGACCUG